Molecule: messenger RNA, 2178 nt
Organism: Andrographis paniculata
Lineage: Eukaryota; Viridiplantae; Streptophyta; Magnoliopsida; Lamiales; Acanthaceae
Product: zinc finger CCCH domain-containing protein 12
Exons: 2
Coding region: 863-1969 (368 amino acids)
Molecular function (GO): metal ion binding; mRNA binding
Source: RefSeq, a predicted model, not a curated record
GGAAAACCAAUUUCCUAUCUACCUAUUUAAAAUUUUAAGACGUCCAUGGAGUCCAACUCCUGAAAUCAUGGAUCCCUUGCACAAAUUCGGGUGGGAGUUCGGAUCCAUGGACCUUAACAACAGAACCCUUUGUUUGUUCGGACCACCGAUAAGAGCCUGCGGAUUGAGAAGCAACGCCAUAUUCGUUUUCCUCCUUUACUGUUCUUCUCAGUUGAAGUACGAGCACAGUCUUUAUCAGAUGAAUACUGGUAAUGAUAAUUCCACUUUGUUGUUAUAAUUAAGCUGAAAUAUCUCUAUUUAUGUUCUUUAGGAAGUACUUCGAGUAAUCUGUUGUAAAUUAGGAGCUUUGUAGCUCAAGAUCUGGAGCUCAUUUUUCAAUUUGGGUAAGUAGUGCUCCUUCUGAUAUGUUGUUUCGUUUUCUUUCCCUCCUUGAUGAUGAGCUCGCAAGUGUUUACCACUGUUGAUUUUGAUACGGAUGAUGGUUUUAGGCGCUGAAUUGGGGGUGAUAUGCAGAAUCCCUCUUUUUAAAUGAAGUUAGGGUUUUGGUAAUUUGAAUUUGUGCAAUCGAGAAAAAUUGGAAGGUUCUGAAUUAGUGAUAACUUCGGAUUAUAUGCGGAAAGCCCCUUUUUCCACGAAAUUAGGGUUUCGACUGACUGAAAAUUUUCAAUUAAGUUGGUUAGGUCGAAAAAGAGAUUGUGAAUUAGGUGCAAAGUUUAAUAUCUGUUGGAAUUCAUAGUUAAUACUCUGUAAUUCAUCUUCACUUAUAAUUUGGAUUUGAUUGUACAAGUUUAGGGUUUCUGUCUAGUGUGAUCUUCAUCUUAGGGGAAUUCAUAAACUUGGGCUUGUGAGGGUAUAUUUCAAAAUGGAUUAUCGUCGAGAAAAUGGGUACUCCGGCGGCAAUGUCGUGCAAGUAGUUUCCGGAAGCUCGGGGAACGGUGGAAAUGAUAGUUGGGGAUUGGGAGUGAAUGAUCAGGCGAUAUGGGCGACGGAGGACGACUACGGAAUGUGGAGCAAUGAAGCUAUGGGAGAUCUGAAUUCAAGUUACGAUGGGAGACAAUCGCAGUCGCGAUCGGGGAGUGAGCCACCGAGCAAAAGAUCUAGAAGCUCCCAAUUGGCGGACAUAAUGGGGUCGAGCCGGUCGAAAGCGAUCGGAAAGAUGUUCUACAAGACAAAGCUGUGUUGCAAGUUCCGGGCCGGGACUUGUCCCUACAUAACCAACUGCAAUUUUGCACACAGCGUGGAGGAGCUGCGGAAGCCGCCGCCAAAUUGGCAAGAAAUUGUGGCUGCGCACGACGAGGAUCGGGGAGAAUCGGCUGAGCCGAGGGAGGAGUUUCAGAUACCGAUCGUGGGGGUUACGGACGAGACGCAGAGGUCUUACAAAGGGAGGCAUUGUAAGAAGUUUUAUACCGAGGAGGGGUGUCCUUACGGCGAGAGCUGCACGUUUCUGCACGAUGAGCAGUCAAAAUCCCGGGAAAGUGUGGCGAUAAGUUUGGGGCCGGGAAGUGGCAGCGGGUACGGGAAUGGAAAUGGAAAUGGGAAUGGGAAUGGGAAUGGGAAUGGGAAUAGUAAUAAUAAUAAUAGUGCGACUGGAUCAACUUUGAAGCCUUCGAAUUGGAAAACGAGGAUUUGUAACAAGUGGGAACUUACGGGAUACUGCCCCUUCGGUAGCAAGUGCCAUUUUGCUCAUGGAGCUGCAGAAUUGCAUCGAUAUGGUGGUGGACCGCUGGAUUCCGAGGCGAAAGAUUCAUCAACUCCGGAUGCCAAACAAGGCACAACACCUGUAAAAACUUCAGUCGAUGCUGUUGCAUCGGCGGCCGCAGUUCCUCAUUCCGAUGGUUAUCAUGUAGGAGUUCCCUCACAAAGGUUGUCUAGCGCAAUACAAAAAACCGGACAAAGAAUUGCUCACAAAUGGAAGGGGCCGGACAAGAUUAGCAAGAUUUACGGCGAUUGGAUCGACGAUCUCUACUAGAGUCGUGACUUGAUAAAAUCGGCAGGGACAAGGCUUGUCCCUAUGGCUUGCUCGUAAGUUUCUCCCUUGUUGUUCUUGUUGUUGUUGUGACAGAAUGUCGAUUACAGAUCUCUUUCUUUAGAAGUCUUUCCUUUUUAGGUUUCGGAUAUAAUGCUCGUUCAAUGUUUUCGUCUAUUUAAGAUAUCGAUGUUGUUCUUGUUUCGGUUUAA